Messenger RNA from Suillus paluster, 1169 nucleotides. RefSeq lists its product as uncharacterized. Gene Ontology annotation, molecular function: phosphatidylcholine binding; choline-phosphate cytidylyltransferase activity. Lineage: Eukaryota; Fungi; Basidiomycota; Agaricomycetes; Boletales; Suillaceae. The record is from RefSeq and is a predicted model, not a curated record. The transcript has 3 exons. Gene Ontology annotation, biological process: CDP-choline pathway. The coding region runs from base 150 to 1049 and encodes 299 amino acids. Gene Ontology annotation, cellular component: nuclear envelope.
UACUAUAAGUAAACUUCCCACGAGGCUCAAGUCGUACUUCGAUGUUCUUUUUGCAAGGAAGAAAUAUUAAUGACCUCGUGUUUGCCAGCAAAGGCUCAACGCCACCGUACGUACGCUCUUGACGUAUUUUUCAUUCCACCUGCUCCAUCAUGGAUAAUUCGUCUGUCCUGAGUGACGAGGAUUACGAUGUCAUCUCUAACCCUGGUCAACGUUCUUUGGAGUCCAGUAUUACCGACUUGCAUCAUAUUCCAGCCUUGACUACGUAUGAGCUUCCCCCGUCUGAUGCAGCCAAGGAACGACUCAGCACGGUGGCGCUGAGCCCUGCGGAUAUACAGGCAUAUGUCCGGAACGCAGUUGACGCGUCUGGUGUAGGGAAAUAUCCACGGGACAAUGGGACUGUAAGGGUGUAUGUUGACGGUGUAUUCGAUGUGUUAACUGCAGGGCAUGCACAUCAGCUUCGUCAAGCGAAGCUCUCAUUUCCUUCUGUACAUCUUAUUGUUGGAGUGCUUUCGGAUGAGCAAUGUCAAGCUCAUAAGACUACGCCUCAUUUCUCGCAUCUUGAGCGCUGCGAGCUCAUGCGGCACUGUCGCUGGGUAGACGAAGUGCUACCUGACGCACCAUGGACAGUGAACGAUCGCUUUAUUAUCGAUAAGCGCAUUGAUUACCUUGCUUUGGAGGAAGGCUCUUCUGUUAACCCGGAAUUCGAUAAGGAACGACUCAAGGGAUACGACGCAGUAAAGAGACUAGGACGAGUCUUCCCCACUCGAAGGACUAUCGGACUAACUGCUACUCCGCUUUUGGUUUCUUAUAACGAGUCAGAAGAAGUCCCACCAUUCCGAGAACUUUCUCAGUUAGUGUUAGAACAACCGAACCACAACUCAUUUACGCACUCAGCUAACCUCCUACCUCCAAAAACUUCUACCACCAUGUCCGCGGACGGCAAGACUCUUGACUUUGGGGCCCUUGGGCCGAUGGAGGCCCUAGAAGCCAUGUCGAACGAGCUGGCGGAUAGGUGUGCUCGAAAGCAGAAGCAGCCAUUCAGAGGGUAGAUACUGGGGAAACUGAUGCGCCUCCUGACAUUGAUAGGCUCCCUUUUGAUAGAGGGUAACUAUGACGGGGUUUUUUUGCCUAUGCUAUAUUGCUACUUAUGUUAUGUAGAUAUUCUUGCU